Topomyia yanbarensis is the source of this 7424-nucleotide messenger RNA. It is a transcript of the gene simj, whose product is annotated as transcriptional repressor p66-beta. The transcript is spliced from 10 exons. The coding region runs from base 274 to 2688 and encodes 804 amino acids. The record is from RefSeq and is a predicted model, not a curated record. Gene Ontology annotation, cellular component: NuRD complex. Gene Ontology annotation, biological process: negative regulation of transcription by RNA polymerase II. NCBI's taxonomy places the organism in Eukaryota, Metazoa, Arthropoda, Insecta, Diptera, Culicidae.
AGGAGUUUUGGGUGAACGUGUAUCACGGGAGAAUGAUUGAAGGAAAACAAGCAGCUCUUCUGUGAGAGUAUUAUUUGCAAAAUUAUCGUACCAAAAGUGUUAGUUUUGACCGAAAAAGUGAUUAAUAUUGUCAAAAUAUAAAUACUGAAUCUUGUGGGAUAGUUGAUUUUUGGUUUUGUGUGUGAAUAAUGUGAAAAAAUGCGUGUAUAAUACAUACUGUAUUCUACAUAACAGCAGCGGAUAGCCAUAUCAAAAGAAAAAUUUCAUCUAAUCAUGGAACAAAUGGAAGUGGACGAUGCGGUCGUUGAUCUGAGUGUUGGAUCAGGCAGAGAUUUGCUCUCAAUCACCCCAGCCACGGCUCGUGACUUGCGCGCAUUAACACAAAACUCGGGCCUAACCAUCACUCCGGCCCUACCGCCACAAGUAUGCUCUCCUUCGGCGUCCGGCAAUACAUCACCAGUUCCCGGCAGACGCGUGCUGCGUCCUCGCACUGAGCCAAAAUCUUACGCUGAAGUGCCGGAUAUAGUGCUUCUGCCGGCUAAAGUUAAUGGUCGUUCUUACAACGGUGCUGCCGUGACUGGAUUAUCCGAAUCUGAAGACGACGAAAUGCCACCCGUGUUUCCAAUUAAAGAACUCACGGCAGCGGAAAUUUGGGAACGGGAACGAGGUCUUCGUAAACUACGAGAAGAAUUGCGCAGCGAGGAGACCAAGCUAGUACUGUUGAAGAAAUUGAAGCAAUCUCAGCAAGUGAUGAUGAAAGAAAAUCUGAUUGUAACGUCGAGUAAUUCAAACAUCAAUAACCCAUUGGCUGCGAUUCCAGCGGCACUGACCAAGGGAUCACUCAGUGUUACGCCAACAAAUGCUGUUCCACUGCCUGCUCACUCGAAAUCUUCCAAAGUUGUUACGGCGACGCCCGUUAACCGCGGAUCGCCAAUCAACAUUACACCUGUAACAAAACCUUUGCAGCGACAACCAUCUCUUCCCGGAGGAGCCACACUUACGCCCAGUACUCCUGGACAGCGACAUUCGAUGGGGCUUCCAAGAACAGGUUCCAAUCUUACUAUAACACCGUCUGUCACGAUCACUCCCACCAAUGCUCCUUCCAGCAGUAUCAAGCAGCGUAAUCAGCCACAAAGCAAUAGUUUAAUUGGCGGCAGUAAUCUAAUGGAUACUAAUUUGAAGGUACAGUCGGGCCAAAUCAGCAAUUCGGUGUCUAUCACACCAGCCCAUCCCAUCCCUGCACAAAUCAGCUGCACAACGGUGGAAGCAGUUUCACUUAAACGUGACCGUGAAUCGGUCAGAGAAGACCCACAGACUCAAGCCCAACGCCAAGCAGCGGCGAAGCUAGCACUAAGAAAGCAGUUGGAGAAAACAUUGCUGCAGAUCCCACCACCUAAGCCCCCGCCACCAGAAAUGCAUUUCAUUCCCAACCCGAGCAAUACUGAAUUUGUAUAUCUGCUUGGGCUCGAGUAUGUAGUGGAUUAUCUGACCAAGGACAAAAAACUUUGCUUACCACAACAGCCGUACCGCUGCGCUCAGUGCAAGAUCGAUUUCACGCCAGUCUGGAAAUGGGAGAAACAGGGUAAAAGAGGAAAUCCCACUUUUCAGAACAGUCCAGCUGGCAAAGAUGCAAAAGUUAUCUGCGAGCAAUGUGUUACUAGUAACGUCAAAAAAGCCCUCAAGGCAGAACACACUAAUCGGCUUAAGACUGCCUUUGUUAAAGCACUUCAACAAGAGCAGGAAAUCGAGGCGCGGUUAACGACCCAGAGCAGUCCCUCACCGAUAGACAUUCGCCCAACACCGUCCUCUACACCGAACCUACGAGAGCAGCGUGAGUUGCAAUUAGAACAACAGCAACAACAGGAACGACAGCAGGCCCAAGAACGUCAGCAGCAACGAGAACGCGAACAGCAACAAGAGCGACAAGCGGCAGCACAGCGCCAGAAAGAACAGCAAGAACAGCUCCGCCAGCAACAAUUGCAGCAGCUACAACAACAGCAACUUCAACAGCAAAUCCAACAACAGCAACUGCAACAAUUACAACAACAGCAGCAACAACAACAAGAACAACAGCAACGUCAUCAUCAGCUUCAUCAACAACAUGCUCACAUGCAACAGCAACCAUCGAAAUCAAAAACACCGACACCGGUACCGAGACCCACACCGACUCCACCAAGCCAACAUACACCACCGCCAGCAUCUUCUUCACGAUCCAGUCGUCACAGUGCUACGGCGAACGCGGCAGCCGAAGCGGCAGCUGCUCAGCUGUCGGCUCUCGCCGGUCUUAGUGGUCUUGGUCAACUAGGUGCCCUGGGUAAUCUGGGUAGUUUGGGCAAUACAUCGGCAGCCGCGGCUGCAAUGCAGGCUUUUCAGCAACAAUUAUUCAGAGGAAUUCAACAAGGCUUGUCGACUGGAAAUCUCAAUAAUCUACAGCACAUGAUGCAGUUCUCGCCACUACUGUACUCGUAUCAACUUGCGAUGGCUCAAGCAGCAGCACUAUCAGCGGCUGGAAAAAGCGGUAAUACUGGCGGCGGCGGAGGCGGCAGUAGCAAUUCAAAUGCGGCAGCAGCUGCCGCCUCAUUGGCUGAUAUGCAACGUGCGAUGGAACUCCAGCGUCAGCAUAUGGAAAUGUUGCCUCAGAGCGGACCAGGAUCAAGCAACAAUCGGCAAUCCAACUGGAAAUCUUAAGCAACGUGAUAUUUAGUAAGUUUAGGAACUAUGCUGUCGAACCGGCAGGAGCACUGAUUGAAGUGUAACAAUGUUUCACUUUAUUCGAAUUGUGGUGCACACCGUUUAUUAUUACCAUUUAAUUCUUUUUUUGUUUUGUUUUGACAUCAACAGUAAUAGUGGUAAUAGUGAAAAACUGUAACGUAAAUGAGGUGAUCAAACGAUUGUGAAAAUAACACUAACGAAGCAUCAGAUAUUAUAAAUUUAGUUUAGAUUCUUAGAGGGAGCUACAUAUUUAGCACUGGCGUGCUAAUCGUUGUCGUUUGACAUAUAUUUUGUAAUUUCAAAUCAAUAGUGGUCAUGACAUAUUUUUGGCGUUUUCAAAUAUUUAGUGUUCAUGAAAGAUGUCUUAGGCCACAUUGGUCUGCCUUGCUGGUUCAAAAACUCUGGUGGGUGGCAGCGUUUUUUCAAAGUAGUUUUCAGUCAGGUCGAUAUGUUUAGUAAGUUUUGGGUACGAUUAUGAAACGAAUUAAAUGAUUGUUUCAUUUGCAGUUAUUUAUCAAACUGUUUUAAAUAAUUUCUAGUGAGACGAGGCUCUGCACUUUUUUUUUCUUAGCACUUUCUAAAAAACUUUCAAUUCUUACGUCUUGAGAUACUUUAUUUCUGAGAUUGGGUAGCAUAUGCUCGACAAGCUUGAACUAUAAUUGAUAGCCUUGUUCUGCAUUAUCAAGGAUUCUUUUUUUGGAACAAAUAUGAUUUGCUUUCCAAAAGAAUCUAUAACAUAAGGUUGAAUGUAACUAAAAGUCGUAUGAUCAAAUAGUUCAAUUUCACCAAAGGUGGAAUGCAAUAGUGGUCUUAUGUGACGAAAGGUGCAACAAAUAAUGUCUAGAAAGACUAUCUUGGGAAAUAUGCCAAAGGAUGGUACUAGGUGGUUUGAAAAUUUCCGGAUCUGACGAAUAUAUAUGGGAUACAAAAACCAACAGCAUAUUUUUUGACAUUUUCUAUCCUUAAAAAUCCACAUGUGCAGUUUCAUAAAUAUUCGUCAAUUAUUUUUUAUCAUGAGUGUUUCUUAAAAGCACGGACGCUAACACCCUAAUGAAUUUCAUCAUCAUUAUUUAACUAGAAAAUCUUAAAAAUGAAGGAGAAGCUUAUUACAGUCUAAGACUUACAGUAGCAAAUCCUCGCUUUUGUGCUAUCUUAUGACAUUUUGGGGUAAACUGAGUUAGAUAUGCCAUGUUACUGAAUUUUAAAAUCUGUACAAAGUGGAGUUUUCAGAAUGUUUAAAUUCUGCUAGGUUACUGAGAUAUAGCGGAACACGAUUAUGGUAAGCGCCAAAUUUCUCGAUUGAUCGAAGUGUGCUAUCUUGUUACAACAAAAAGCCAGACAGCAAUCCUAUCAUCAAGUACAUAUUGAAGCCAAAAACCCAACAGAUGUCCUUGAUAACAUGCAUAAUUCCUAUGCGCAUGUACUAUAAUCAUUAGUUAGGUUCUUGUCUUGGGAGCAAAACUUUUCCACCCAUGGUUUUCUCUGCGCUUGGUUGGCUUUAGUUUUCAUGAUUAUUGAAUAAAUUUCCUUUCGAGAUUAUUUUGGAAAGUGUGCCGAAAUGUAAGAUUUUUUUAGCCUGUCAACAAUAACAUUGAUAUAGGAGAGAUCGGGGCUAGUUGGCAGUGUUUUCAUUUUUUACCGCAUUGAUUUGGGGAGAUCUUGUAAAAAAGAACAUGUUGCAUAAAAGGGUAGACUUUUGGCAACAUCCCGACCCCGGGGUAAGUUUGGUGGACAAUAAGCAAUCAAAUGGAUAUUCAAUAACUUCUGGGGUUCUUAAUGUUUUUUUCAAUAAAACAUUUCAGUAUCAAUACCCCGGCAUUUUCACUUCAACGCGUACUCCAUGUUCAAAAGCAAAUUUUUGAAAUUCUCUGCCCGAUUGGCCAAAGUAAAUGUGCUAUGCAUUGACGAGAUACACAAGAAAAAAAUUUCUUUGAAAAGAAUUCCAGAAAUAAAAAUAUUUGAUGACUAUUUUUGCACUGUAAAUAGUACCGCCAACUUGCCCAGCGUGCGUCACCGCCAACUUACCCGACCGCAUAUUUCAUAAAAAACUAUCUAAAAAAAACUUUUGUUUGUGGAUAGGUGUAAUAUCUAUACGGAUACUGAAAACUCGUUUCACACACUAUCGAAAAAUAUAAUCAUACGUGGAAUAAAUUAAAAAUCACCUAAAAUAACAAAAAAUGUUCAAAAUUAAGAAAAUUUAGUAUGGUCGAAAACACAUUAUCUCCCACAACUUCUACAAAACAAAAUGUUUUGCAACAAAAACACAUUGGAUAAUGAGUUUCACAUUGCUUGAGGUACACAACGAGAAGCAGAGCUAUAUGUCCAAUAAGAACAAAGGAAAAGGGAUUCUGCCAACUUACCCCAACGCCAACUAGCUCCGGGCUCCCCUAUAUUGUCUCUAAAUUGUUAAUGACACCAAGUUUUAUUUUUUGUUUUUCCCGAAUAAAGGAGGAAAAUUGUGAAAGCUUUGUGCCAUCAUUUGGUAAUCUGGUAUUGGUACUACCGCAUGGAAAAGUAUAAUAUUGGGCAUAGUGAUCUAUUACGCUUAUGCGUAAUAUACAAAUCACUUAAGGUCCUUUUUAUAGGAAAUCUUCUGUGCACAUUUGUGACACGUCAUACAUAUUUUAUCAUCAAUACACACUUAUGACACGUAUUCGACCGACUUUGGCAAAAACUGUCAAUAUAGUGAACCGAUUUUCCCAUAAAUCGAGUGAUUACUACUGAAAACAUAGAAGCAUCAAUUGCCUUCUCCGAAAAGUUUCGAACAUUUUUUAUAAAUAUUUCUUGAAAGGUGCUAAAUGUCAUUUGUCAUAAGUAAGAUAGCACAACAGCGACGAGUUGUCUUACACAAACGAAUCCGCUUUCGGAUGUUAUGACGGUGUCGUAAUGUCUCGGACGCAUCUCCUUCGGACGUUUGUAGUAUAGACACUCAUAGUAAUAGACCAGCGAAGGUACUUUUAUCGAACCAAACAAACUGGCAAAAGCAUGACGUCAUACAAUGCAAACAAGCAGAACAAGUAUUGCGAUUUUAUUUAAAAAAAUUAUUUUGUUAUUCACAGUAAGCUUCACUUUUCAUGUCCGUAUUAGUAUUUUACAACGUUAUUUAGAAAGAUAUUUAUUGUGUUCUAAAGAAUCUUACUUAUGCUCUUUUUCAUCAACUUUGUGUUUUUGAAGAAAUUGGAUAUAUUUUUUGCUUUUUUUAUUUCUUGUUGCUCAAUAUCAAACGUAUAACUUCUCUUUUGAUUCAUAAUAUUUUGUCAUAUUCGAGCACAUUCGAGCUUUUUUGGGUGAUGCCAGUUUAACAUGCUUGUUUUUCUAGUUGCCAGUUUUGCGGUUUUUACGUCCGCGAGGCUAUUACUAUGAGAGUUUAUAGUUUGUAGCUCCAUUAAGAGUAGGUGGCAUCAACUUCAGUCUCCUAUUCAAAUUGUUUAAAUUCUGUCAUAUGUGAACAAGUAUUUGGACAAACAUAGCCUUUAAUUAAAUCUGUGAAUGUGGUAAGUCUGCCAACAAUGCAGAAGCCGCUGAAAAAAUAUGCAAAGCUCUGAAACCACAAACUGCUGAAACACUUCUGUUUUCCUGACAGCACCUCUAGUCAAAUUUUCUAGAUAAAAAUUGGAAUUGCAAUUAUAUAAUAACAUCUCACCCAGUAUUUGUAACAAAGAAGUUACCAAAUAACUGGAACUAAGGUUCGAAUUCGAUCAAACCUCAUUUGUUAAAAAAAACAAUCCAUCGUAAUGCAAAGCGAGCAUGUGUAUUUUAGGUAUUCAUCUUUAUGAUUUUCUUCCUUCCCAGUCACUGUCGCUAAUGCAAAUACUACCGAUAUAAUUAAAUGCUCAAACCUUAAAGUUAUAAAUUAAUGGAAAAAUAAUCAUUGCGCAAUGAUACAGAACGAGCAAGAAAUACAACCUGCAGUUUUUUAACGAUAUCUACUUCAAGAUAGAUGUAUUUAAUCACUCGUUACUUGUCUGGACAGCUGAAGGCGAUUUGAAACUGACAUAAGCAAGGGACAGUAAAAUUAAUAAUAUACUAAUCCAAGGAAUCAGUCAAAACUUUACUGUUAAUCGUACUCGAUAAAGAAGCACGUAAAUCUUUGCAAAUUGUUUGCGAUCUAAUAAAAACUUUCGUAUGUCAACUCAAAGGUCCAGAGACCUAGCGUUUUUAAAACAGUAAAUCUGAUCUGAUAUCUGAUGUUUUUGUUUCAAAAUUCUAGUUCUAGGUAUCCAAUAAAUUUAGGCGAAGAAAAUUUUCGGAAAGAUAGAAUAGUAACACAUUUUUUGGAUAGGUUAAAAAAACAGCUGCAAAUUUCAGGGAAAACUACAAAAUUCUAAAUAUAAGAGAGAAAAGCGUACAAUUAAGACGAGCGGCAAAGAAAUUAUAUAAACAUUUAAAAGAAACAAAAGUUGUGAACCAUUUUGUCUGACAAGUGAUAAUCUCAUUUUUUCCAACGGUUAAAGUAAACUACAAUAAUCUUACUAGUACAGGAAUGUCGAAAAAAUAUCUAAACUACACUGAUCUGCUUUGUAACCAUAACAACACGUUUUAGUCACGUCAGCACAUCAUUCAUAUUUUGUAUGAAAACUAUUUCUAUUAUUUGUCAAACUCACUAUCCGUAUGUAAUAAACAAUAAAAUGCAUGUGAACAUACAUUGUUUCUCAUUUUGACUACAUCUGUUGUUCCGUGCAAUACGCAAUCUUAUGCCAUUAUCAUGAAAA